AAUGAAGCGCUUGCGAUGAAUCGAAUUUUCCGUCCGUCCCAUGCCGCUUUUACCUACUACGAAAUGUACCGAGCUCACGCGUCGAGCGGUGGGGGUCGCAGCUCAGCGCGCGAGACUAUCGGACGUGUGAUUGGUGGCGCGAUCGCAGAAAAAUACUUGAAUCUCGCGUGUGGUACUGAGAUAGUUGCAUUCGUUUCUAAGGUCGGGCUUUUCGAGAUACCAGAGGGAGGGUUGUAGCGGAAGUACCUUGGUAUUGAGGCUGCCUCUGGGCGUGUCUCGAGUAGCGGCAUAAAGGCUUGUACAUCUGGAAUCUCGUCGUCUUCUCCUGGUAAGGAAUUCAAGCGCACUGAGGUAUAGAUGCAUCCAUCAUUCGCUGUCCGGAUUUAUCGCUGGCAAAACGCAUGGAUGAGUGGGUGGCAGAUUUGAAUACUAUAGGCGGCAGUGUCGGAGGUGUGUUCACUUGUAUCAUCAGAAAUUGUUAGAUCGGUCUCGGAGAGCCGGCUUUUGUCAGGAUGAUGGCACUUUUAGGACACGCAAUGCUUUCCAUACCCGCAACAAAGGGUUUUCAAAUCGGGUCGGGAUUCAAGUGUGCAGGAAUGCAGGGUAUUUAACUUUUUCGCCUGAAGCUGAUGAGAGAGCAGACCAAAGAUGAUAAUGUUUAAUAUGUUGGAAGCAGGUUUUUCGCGAAGGGAAAGGGCCAGUGGCUUUAUAUUUCUUACUUACACAUCAUUGUAACUACUGAAAAUGCCCUGAUAGUUCUUUAAGGAGUGGUCUCUCGUUUCGUUUUCUUGUCAUUUAGGAUCCGUACACAACGACCCGUUCUGCCUAGAAGAGGGUACGAACCGCGUCCGCACUAGCACCGACUAUUACGGUGGCAUCCAAGGUGGCGUUACGAAAGGCGAAGGCAUUUACUUCCAAGAGGCGUUCAAGCCUCCAGCCACGAUUUCGCUGACGCAAGACUCUGUGCCUCUAGACGGGAGCGCUGCUAUUCUGGAGUCCCAGGGGCGACGUGAUCGGUGCAUUGUGAGCCGCGCAAUCUCGAUCGUGGAGAUGAUGCCAGCGCUAGCCCUGAUGGAUUUGUUGAUGAUCCAGAAUGCGCGCAAAGCCACACAAGAUACUCUG
Messenger RNA from Amoebophrya sp. A25, 1122 nucleotides. NCBI's taxonomy places the organism in Eukaryota, Dinophyceae, Syndiniales, Amoebophryaceae. The record is from the annotation of a GenBank genome assembly.